Molecule: messenger RNA, 2253 nt
Organism: Ostreococcus tauri
Lineage: Eukaryota; Viridiplantae; Chlorophyta; Mamiellophyceae; Mamiellales; Bathycoccaceae
Product: Aminoacyl-tRNA synthetase, class 1a,anticodon-binding
Exons: 1
Coding region: 1-2253 (750 amino acids)
Biological process (GO): cysteinyl-tRNA aminoacylation
Cellular component (GO): cytoplasm
Molecular function (GO): ATP binding; cysteine-tRNA ligase activity
Source: RefSeq, a predicted model, not a curated record
AUGUCCGGUCCAUCGUCCGACGAGCUCGUGGUCAGGGAUGGCUACUUCUUCGGUCGCUCGUGCGCGUGCGCGCCGCCGACGCCCUGGUGGCGUCCAGAAACGAAAUGCGCAUCCGACGACGAAACGCUCCGCCGUGGACCGCGUUUGCUGAACACGUUCACGAAGACCAAGGUCCCGUUCGUCCCACUGAGUGGGAACAGCGUGGGGUGGUACAUCUGCGGACCGACGGUGUACGACAGCGCGCACGUGGGACACGCGAGGAAUUACGUGAAUUUCGACGUGUUGAGACGCGUCAUGUCGGAGUACUUUGGGUACGACGUGCGAUUCGUGAUGAACGUGACGGACAUCGACGAUAAGAUUAUAAUGCGUGCGCAUACCAGGAGGGCGCAGGAUGUCGUUGAGAGCGCGAGACGAUUGGGCGCGAAGGCGAGCGCUGAGACGAUUGCCGCGGCGGCGGAGACGGAGACGCUCCUGGCGGAGGGCGGGAAGCCGCUGGGUAAGUUGGACGAACUCACGCGUGGGCUGGUGGAGCGCGUCAGAGUGGACGCGAAGGGAGCGCUCGCGAGCGAUGACGCGUGCGCGAGGGAUUGGAAGAUUCAGGAUGGGUACCUGGAGCUCGCGCGCGAGUUUGAGGCAGAGUUCAUGGAGGACAUGAAAUCGCUCGGCAUCGCGCGACCGGACGCGCUCACCAGGGUCUCGGAGUACGUGGACAAGGUCAUAUUGUACAUCCAGGUGAUUAUCAACAAGGGUUUUGCGUACGAGUCCAACAAUAGCGUGUACUUUGACGUCAAGGCAUUUGAGGAGGCGGAGAAUCACAAGUACGGUAAGCUCAAUAAGAAUGCGAUGGCGAACGUCGAGGAGGCGAUGGACGGCGAAGGCGCGCUAGCCGCUGAAAAGAGCGAGAAGAGGAGCGAAUUCGACUUUGUUCUCUGGAAGGCGAGCAAGUCGGGUGAGCCUUCAUGGAGCUCGCCUUGGGGCAUGGGCCGACCGGGUUGGCACAUAGAGUGCUCCGCCAUGUGCAGCGAUGUCCUCGGCAAAUCAGUCGAUAUCAACGGCGGCGGGAUCGAUUUGAAUUUUCCCCACCACGAGAAUCAGCUCGCGCAAUCAGAAGCUCACUACGACAUCGAACAGUGGGUGAACUUUUUCAUUCACACCGGUCACUUGCACAUCGACGGAUUGAAGAUGAGCAAGAGUCUGAAAAACUUCAUCACCAUUCGUGCCGCGUUGAAGAUGUAUUCCGCGCGUCAGAUUCGGUUUUUGUUCCUUCUCAACCAGUGGUGUGAUCCGAUGGAGCUCACCCCGGUGGCCGCCGCCGACGGUUCCGGCGUCACCGGCUUCAAGCAGAUGGAGAUGGCGCUGAACAUUGAGAAACAAUUCACGGAGUUCUUCCACUCCGUGAAGGGCUCUCUUCGUGAAUCGGGUAGCUACGUCGUCCAAAAGGAUCAAAUGUGGGAUGGACACGAGCGUAAUCUUAGCGAUGCUCUGGACACCGCGCAAGCCGCCGUACACGAGGCGUUGAUGGAUAACAUCAACACUCCGAAUACGCUUCUGGCUUUGCAAGAUCUCGUGAAGGCGACGAACCAAUACCUCUCGAUGACGUUAACAGACACUCGUCCCCUCCUCGUUGAGCGUGUGGCCAAGUACGUGACGAAAAUUUUGAGCUGCUUGGGCGUGUGUUUGGACGUGGAAUCGAUCGGAUUCCCCGAAUCCACCGAGGGCUCGUCCGAGGGCCGCGAACAAGUGCUCUCGCCGUUCCUCGAUUUGAUCACCAAAUUCCGCGACGAUAUUCGCAAGCUCGCGCAGGAUGGGGCCUCGAAGCAAGACAUUCUCGCCGCAUGCGACGCUGUGCGCGAUGUCUCUCUUCCCGAACUCGGCGUCAAGGUCGACGACAGAGAAGGAGGUGCGCUUUGGAAGCUGUAUGACGCAGAGGAGUUGAAGAAGGAGAUAGCUCGAGAGCGCGAGGCCAAGGAGGAGAAGGAGCGCGCCAAGGCUGCGGCCAAGGACGAGGCUGCGCGAAAAGCCGCAGAGAAAGAAGCCAAGGCGAAGGUUCCUCCGAGCGAGAUGUUCAAGACGUUCGAAGAGUAUGCCGGCUUGUACUCUAAGUUUGGUGACGACGGAGUCCCGACCCACGACGCCGAAGGAGAGCCGUUGCAAAAGAGCGCCCUGAAGAAGCUCGCCAAGGCGCGAGGCAUGCAAGAAAAGGCGCACGACCAAUACCUCGCCAAACAAGGCAUUGAAAAACUGUCUGUGUGA